GGAGUUGUACCUGUUAAACCAGACCGUCCCGAAAACGAAUGAAGUGGGGGAAUUGCAUGCUAUGAUCUUACAGGCCAGAAACAGGUCAUGCAUGGUUCGCGACACAAAACACAAGACCGAACUGUCCAGGUCUGCCACAAUCACACUGAAGGUCAGAUCCGCGCAUUAUUUGCGUCAAAUCACCCUGACCAUCACAGGGCUCAAGACCCCUGAGUUUACCUACAGAGUUCGACUAGAGGUGUGCACGUCACCUGUGAUAAGGCACGAAAACGUGUGCUCCAGCGAUGACGACCAGUGGAUUUUUUAUUUUGCCCCUACUGAAAAAGAAGAGCACGUCCAGCUGAUUGAAAUAACUUUGCGGGAGAGCGAACUACUGGAUAUUUAUCACGCGGUCAAACAUGUUCUGACAGCCAGCGUAAUAUGUGGUUGCGACAGCUGUCAUAUUCCACGCCCGACGAGUCUGAUGUCUAAAUACCAAGAUGACAAAACGGCGAUGCGCAUGUGCGAGGACAUGCCCAGCGGGAGAGAUUGGGGGUGUUCCCCCACUCACCAGCCAGAGCACGAUGAAGAAGAGAGUUCUAAACUAGACUUCGUGGAACGUAAAAAAAGCGGUGAAAAUGACAUUUCAGAUUCGACCAGCGCCAGCGAGGUAGAAGAAAUGGAAGAGGAAGUCUCCGGCGUGACCGAUCUGGACAGCGAUGAAUUUAUCGUGGUGGACGAGGACGGCUUACAAAGCCGACCUUCUUCGCCGGCUGACAUCGAGCAGCGUGAGAGAGAGAACGCGAGCGCUUUCUCAGGAACGGGGUCAAAAGGUCAAUGCGAGGAACCUCUUGACGCCGGCGCCAACUCGGAAAGUCAGAGCGAGAAGCCUUCGGACCUCAGUCUGAAGGGCCGAGCCACGAAAAUUGUGGAAUUUAUCUGGGCAAGAGCGAUCAUCCUGGCUGUUCGUCAAUGGGUUACGAGAGAUUGCGCUGGGUGUCAAAUUGAACACCCAUCACAGAGACAGCACAGUUGCGUGGAAGGCGUCCCCGUAAGAUUUCUGGACAACGAGUUAAAGCAGAAGUGGCUGAAUCUCAUUCCCGCUUGUGAAUUGGAAAUAAAAGAGUCUCUAAAGCAACACUUUGAAUUAAAAGAACCUCAUGAUGGUUUUGUAAUAAACAUUUUGCGUUGAAUUUACACGCUGACGCAGGAAAAAUUGAGUGAAUAUAACCCGCUGUCCGAGUACCUGAGCAGAGAACCGUCCGAAAUUCUGAGCCGGUUUUACAUGCGGCCGGAUGAACCUCUGAACAGCGCUGCGGAAUCAACGGCCGCCGACGUGUGUAAAAUUCUGAUGGGGUCUGAG
Colossoma macropomum (tambaqui) is the source of this 1342-nucleotide messenger RNA. RefSeq lists its product as uncharacterized. Bases 62 to 1171 code for a protein of 369 amino acids. The record is from RefSeq and is a predicted model, not a curated record. NCBI's taxonomy places the organism in Eukaryota, Metazoa, Chordata, Actinopteri, Characiformes, Serrasalmidae. The transcript is spliced from 2 exons.